Messenger RNA from Micromonas commoda, 586 nucleotides. RefSeq lists its product with no specific name. Bases 103 to 477 code for a protein of 124 amino acids. The transcript has a single exon. Gene Ontology annotation, cellular component: RNA polymerase II, core complex. Lineage: Eukaryota; Viridiplantae; Chlorophyta; Mamiellophyceae; Mamiellales; Mamiellaceae. Gene Ontology annotation, biological process: DNA-templated transcription; transcription-coupled nucleotide-excision repair; maintenance of transcriptional fidelity during transcription elongation by RNA polymerase II. Gene Ontology annotation, molecular function: DNA-directed RNA polymerase activity; nucleic acid binding; zinc ion binding. The record is from RefSeq and is a predicted model, not a curated record.
CGAGAAGGUCGUUACUCGCAUCACGCAAAACAAACGUAUCAACCCUCGGACAUUUCUCUCUUAUUCGUGUUUAUUCGUGUAAGAAUAUUCGAGAGCUACGUGAUGCGCGGGGCAAACAGUCGACCCUGCGCGGUUAAACUGCGCUUUUGCCCAAACAGCAACGAUUUACUGUACCCGAAAGAGGACCGCGACCGCAAGAAGUUGAUCUACGCAUGUCGGAAUUGUGAAUACAAGGUCGAUGCGAUUGAUCACUGUGUAUACCGACACAGCAUUCAUCAUACCUCGGCAGAGACUACAACGAUAAUUCAAGACGUGCGCAGUGAUCCCACUCUCCCUCGUUCUUCCGAAGUCCACUGUCCAAGUUGUGAUCACGGCGAAGCAGUAUUUUUCUCCCUAACGACGUCAGAAGGAAUGUCGCUCUUCUUUCAAUGCGUGGCAUGCGCUGGCAAAUGGAAAGAUGAGGGAAGCGCGAUAUGAAAACGGUGUCGAGUUGAGGUUAUCCAGUAGUACACACUUAGUUGCCUAUUUCCAAUACCCCUCUCUAGCUAGGGUGCGUUGUAAAGGAAACAUGUCAACAAUUUCACUA